This is a messenger RNA of Symbiodinium necroappetens, 444 nucleotides long. The record is from the annotation of a GenBank genome assembly. NCBI's taxonomy places the organism in Eukaryota, Dinophyceae, Suessiales, Symbiodiniaceae.
AUGAAGAGCUGCUUUCGUGCGGGCGACAGGCAUGUCCGGCACACCCCGUCCCAGGUGGGCUGUAAAUGGUCAUGGGCAGAAGCAGGGCCGUGCGGCAAAGUAUCCGCGCCCCGAGCAGGUUCCCAAAGAGGAGCACAUCGACAUUUUCCUUGCGCAUCGAUUGCUGCAAUGAUUGCAACCGCAGUCCAUGGAUUCCGUGGCUUGCGGGGAAGGCGUCAUGGAAAGCGGAGCGUGAUGGCCGCAGACGAGUCCGAGAAUGAGCGGGAGGCCCCAUCAAGUUUGCAAACUGCGCUGGACAAAAUCUCGAAGGAGUGGCACGAGUUCUGGUUCGGGGAGUACUGGAGUGAAGAAGUUCCAGUGACUGUCGGCCCGCUGACUGUUGUGGGAGUGAUUCUGCUUCUUUACGGAAUUGAGUACUUCUUGGCUCAGUUCUUCCGCUCCUGA